AUGUAUUGGAGCAAACAUUCAGCACGGCUUGGAGCACCAUAUGCAGCACUGUUGGGAGCGACCGGGGGUGCUCGUACAGCACCCGAGGAUGCUCCACCCUUCUCCUCCUUCCAGAUCCCUUCAUCCUCCCCUCAGGGCACUCCAGAGCGCUCACAGAAGAAGCGAGAUCGCGAUCCAGACACCGACGAAUCAGAUAGCAAAAAACGCCGAAGGAAGGAAAGGAAGGAGAAGAAGAAGGAGAAGAAGAAGGAGAAGAAGGAGAAGAAGAAGGAGCAGAAGAAGAACGAGAAGUCCUCCCCUUCCUCGUCUCGCAAAGAGCAGAAAAGCCUCCAGCCUAUCCCAGAAGAGAUAGAAGAGACACCCCCGCCGCAGUCGUCGUCUUCCCGGAAGCAUCCCCGAGUGGUUUCAAGCUCCCGACAGCACUCGUCACCACCCCCUCAGCACUCGUCACCAUCUCCUCAGCACUCAUCACCGCCCACUCGGCACUCGAGGCUCUUCCCAAAAGAGUUGGAAUCAGUGCAAUCUGAAGCCGAGUCCGACAGCGAAGGUUCCGUAGCAGGCACAGCAGCAGGCCCAGCAGGCCCAGCAACACACUCCGCAAAGCGCUCAGCAGCACGCACAGCAGCAGGCCCAGCAGGCCCAGCAACACACUCCGCAAAGCGACCAGCAGCAGGGACAGCAGCAGGCCCAGCAGCAGGCCCAAAACCCCAAGGAGGACGAGCACUUCAACGAGUCUCCAGCACUUCCCCAGAAUUGGGCAGCUCGCCGCCACAACCGUCGGCCCCUGUCCAUAGAACCGUACUCCCAGUUGGUGCCCCUGCUCCAGAAGCAGUCGCCAGUGCUUCACAGAGCUCUCAAUCCCGACGUCGCCGUCGGCUACCAAUACCUAGUUCCCCUCCACCGGCAGAGCAGAGGCAAAGCCGCAGAGAUCGUGCCCCAGAAACUCCCUCGCGUGCUCAGGUAGCAUACGCCAGUGCUCCAGAAGCAUCAUCCCCAAUCUCUCAAGCCCGAUACCCCGGCAGAAUGACUGAGGCAAACAAAGCAAAGAUGGCUUUAGGUUUGAUCAACCUCCCUAAAUUGUACACUAACAUCCGCAACAGCCUCAAAGCGGAGAUGCAGAACACCGGUUGGGUCAACAAAACCGUUUCCGGAGCAGCAGCGUUCAAUGCUCUAUGCCUCCAUGUGUUGAACAUACGCCCUCUCCGUGGUUUCCUGCCUAUGUGGAACGGAGGCGAUUCCGCAACCCGCAGAGCACUCGCAGACGCUUUGAACGAUGAUGAUGAGGACGGUGGUCUGCCCGCCCAACGCUCUAAGAAGCGUAAACGGGACCCAGUGUCCGCAGAUCUCGAUAGACCUUCCAUAAUGGUUACGGUGGUAGACCCGGAUGCUCUAGGAGCAUUCUCCAGGGUUGCCCCGCCCCCUAUCUAUGACUGGAACCAUCGACGAAAUCAGAAUUCGUUCAUUGGAGUUCUGAUCAAGAUAACGUUUCCAGGGCUCUGCAAUUUGAUCCUGAAGCACAUCCCACCCGGCAGAGCAAUCAGGAGUAUCUGGGGAGCACUCGAUAACGUUCCACCGGCAUCCAAUCCUCCUGUUCGGCCGAUGGAGGUGCAGAUCACUGAUUCGGAAGAGGUCGAGGGUUGGUUGAAGAAUAGCGUUGGCAGGCCUCGGAGGAUACUGGCGGUACUCCACAGAGCGGGCGCGGGUGCUAAUUUGGGUGGUGCUGAAACACCGCCGCUGACACGAGCAUUCCCUCAUAUCGAGGAAGACGAUUACACAACGAUCGAUAUUCCAGCAGAGGACUCUGAUUACGAGGAGGGAAAUCACCGCAUAAAUGCUAAAGGACUGAGGGUAUAUUUGCCCAGAACUGAUGCCAGUAAUCAAAGGCUAAUCCAGACUCUUGUUAGACGUCGCGAUAGACAGCAGAAUGCUAUCGACGACUUAGACCCCAAAUACCUGAGGAAGUAUCCUCUGGGUGUAGGGGUUGCUGACGCAAACUUUGCACAGGGAGUAAUCUGGACGCCUGCCGGGAUAGCAGCCAAGAGAGCUGCUGACGCACUCGCGGCUGCUGCUGGAGGCGGUGGUGGUGGUGGCAAUCCUCCUCCGGGCGGUGGUGGUGGUGGUGGUGGUGGUGGUGGUAAUCCUCCUCCGGGCGGCGGUGGUGGUGGUGGUGGUGGUGGUAAUCCUCCUCCGGGCGGACCUCCUCCUCCUCCUCCUCCUCCUCCGGGCGGACCUCCGGGCGGUGGUGGUGGUGGUUGUGGUGGUGGACCUUCUGGAGGCGGUGGUGGAGGCGGUGGUGGUGGUGGUGGUGGAGGUGGUGGGCCAGCUGGAGGCGGUGGAGGCGGUGGUGGUGGUGAUGGUGGUGGGCAUCAUUAG
Messenger RNA from Morchella sextelata, 2373 nucleotides. RefSeq lists its product as uncharacterized. Bases 1 to 2373 code for a protein of 790 amino acids. Lineage: Eukaryota; Fungi; Ascomycota; Pezizomycetes; Pezizales; Morchellaceae. The transcript is spliced from 4 exons. The record is from RefSeq and is a predicted model, not a curated record. Gene Ontology annotation, molecular function: microtubule binding; actin binding. Gene Ontology annotation, cellular component: cytoplasm; actin filament. Gene Ontology annotation, biological process: actin filament polymerization.